Molecule: messenger RNA, 1659 nt
Organism: Drosophila pseudoobscura
Lineage: Eukaryota; Metazoa; Arthropoda; Insecta; Diptera; Drosophilidae
Exons: 2
Coding region: 238-408 (56 amino acids)
Source: RefSeq, a predicted model, not a curated record
UCGAUUCUACGCAAAUCUUAUUUGGAAGCCCAAGCCCAAAUUUAAAGUCAGAGCCUACGCAUUCGACAAGAAAACAAUCAAAACGCUACAAAUAGGAAGCUGCCUUAACAAAAAGGGAGCUGUCAACUUGCAUUUUACGCAUUUGCGUUUCGUUUGUUCCAUUCUUGUGCCAGCCGUAGCCCACGCCCACAUUUGUGGCGUGUGCACCCAGAAGCCGUCAAGACGACUUACUCGAUAAUGAAAAUGAGCUCGCCCAGGAUCAUGCAGCAGAAACGGAGUAGCAAAUCCUCCAAUUCGUCGCGGGUCUCAAUGACGACCUCGACGGCGGAGGAGAAUCUCAUCGAGUCGAAGCUCUUUAGCUGGAUGCGGCUCUUCCGCUUCGCCUCGCUGCUCUGUCGCGCUGAGUAACGGGAGUUAGUCCUUCUAUAAGAUACCCGUACACCCCAACCCCCACCCCAACUCCAUUAAAGCCCCCGCAAAUAUUAAGAGAAAUGCAUACAAAAGAUAAAGAUACCGAUACUCGAACUAGUUGCCGCUUUUCAGUCAAAUUUUCCUAUACUUAUGUAUGUAUGUACUACUCGUAUAUAGACAAUUGAGACGGAUUACAUUACCAAAUUCACUUUAACCUUUUUCCAGCAAUGUAGAAAUGUAAGAUUAAGGAAGAAGGAAUAUUCCCCUUCCCCACAAAAUCCCCAAAAAAUUACAAAAAUGGAUGAAAACCAUGUUUAAGUUUAAGCUUCUUUUGGGAAAUCGAAAAAAACCCUAAUUUCUGUUUACUUUUCACAAUUAAGUCAAUUUUUAGUGUAAAUUCCAUGGAUUCCCAUGGAAUUUCUCGCGCCUUUCGUACCUUUUGUAUUGUAAUAAGUGAAAACAAAGAAAACUAUGAGAAAAACAACAAUUACAACAACUUACAAAGCUAAUAAAUGUUACAUCAUAAUCCAUUUGUUGCGUUUCUUCGGGUUCUACAGAGCUUUCAGUUUCAAGAACAGACAACACGAAUAAAUCUAUAUUUUUGUAAUUUACAACACUGUUUUUGCGUGUCACCAAACAAAUCAGAGUAACGUUUAUGCAAGGCUAUUAAAUAGAUAAAUAUAUUAACUAAAGAUGCAAACCAAUGCAAUACUAACAAUAAUAACACAAAUGUAUUUAUAUAGUAGAGGAAUAAAUAUAUUUACACAUUAUAACCACGUGAGGCAAGCGGGUAUAUCCAACACUAACAAACACUAACCAACACAGAAACAGAACAGAAACCAACCAAGCAAUAAAUAAUAGGUUCCCAGCAAUAUGAAAAGUGCAUUUAAUCCAAAGAAGUUGCCAAUCAACAAUAAUUGUUGUUAACAAAUUAGCAAUCCAAAAACACACGAAUAUCAAUAGAUAACAAAUUUAACAGUUUCUUAAAUUCCGCAUAAUCUCAAGCCAAUGACAGCAAGAGAACAUACACAAACAUACGCCCACAAAAAAGUAAUCCGCGAUUUUCGAAAUUCAAUUUUAAUUAUUAAUUAGUUAUAAGCAAAUGCAACCCUGCAGACAUGAACAAGAGCCAAAACUAUACUAGAAUAUAGCAAUACGUACAGCAGCAGAUAAUUGUUGAGAAAAAAAUGCAAUAAAUCGAUAUCGAUAAAUAAAUAAAGUCUUUAAGCUGUUGAGUGUUCAAUGCAA